Messenger RNA from Ylistrum balloti, 1277 nucleotides. Its product is annotated as NIPA-like protein 2. Gene Ontology annotation, biological process: magnesium ion transport. Gene Ontology annotation, cellular component: membrane. The coding region runs from base 1 to 1200 and encodes 399 amino acids. NCBI's taxonomy places the organism in Eukaryota, Metazoa, Mollusca, Bivalvia, Pectinida, Pectinidae. The transcript is spliced from 12 exons. The record is from RefSeq and is a predicted model, not a curated record. Gene Ontology annotation, molecular function: magnesium ion transmembrane transporter activity.
AUGAAGUCAGACAGAUUAGAGAAAAACCCAGAGUGGAUAUUCAGCAUUAAUAACAUAGAGAAUUUGCUAGCUGGAUGCCUGCUUGCUAUUGGAGGAAACCUUCUCAUUAGCGUGUCUCUGAAUCUUCAGAAAUAUGCUCACAUGAGAAAUGAACUGCGAGUAGAUGCCAUACACUACACCAAAGAUCCACUGUGGUGGGUGGGUGUUGCCUUGAUGGGUUUUGGUGAGAUCGGGAACUUCUCUGCCUAUGGAUUUGCCCCGGCCUCAUUAGUGGCACCUCUAGGGACUACUACUGUCAUAGCUAACCUUUUCCUGGCGGCCCUGAUCCUUAAAGAGAAGAUCCGAGCUGAAAAUCUCUUUGGAUCUGCAAUGGCUGUCAUUGGUGCUUUCCUCAUUGUCACCUUCUCAUCCAAGACAGAGCGAGUACGGAACGGUGAAGAGCUCAACACUGCUGUCACACAGGUGUCUUUUAUAGUUUACAUUUGUCUAGAGUUGCUGGCUCUGGUUGUUCUCUUCAUGGUUCUUUACUGGAUGGAGAUCAGGAAGGUGGUGGUUUACCUACUGAUUGCCUCUAUUAUAGCCUCCUUCACUGUCAUAUGUGCCAAAGGGCUGUCGGGGAUGAUCCAGCUGUCAUUUGCGGGCUACUCCCAGUUUGAUCACCCUAUACUGUAUGCCAUGACAAUCAUCAUGAUCGUCACUGCUAUUAUACAAGUCAAAUUUUUGAAUGAAGCCAUGAAGAGCUUCGAGUCAACAGUGGUGGUCCCUACCAACUUUGUGUUCUUCACUAUUAGUGCAAUCAUGGCAGGAAUAGUAUUUUAUAAAGAGUUCUGGGGACUUAAUGGCCUGGAGAUUUGUAUGUUCUUGGUCGGGUGCUUGAUGUCAUUUGUGGGAGUGUACUUCAUAACCAUGAACAGAAGUCCAGAGAGUGAAUCUGAGUCAGCAGGUGUUCUGUCUGAAACUGCCUCUGUGGACAGUAAACCACAAGUGACGGCCAAUAUAUUUCCUGCCUGGUUAUUGGCCACUGUCAAUGUUGGUGAAGUUCAGCCAAAAGGAGACAUCCAACACCUCAGUGAUAAUGACAGGGCACCAUUUUUAUCUCCUCUGCCAGAGGAAAGUUCUACAUCAUUAGACACACUUUCUAGCCAUGAUGAUUCUCCAGUACGCUCUAAACCAGCCACAUCAUAUGGUGCAACAGGAUGAGAAAAUAAAACAUAUUUGUAUGAUAAAUUAUAAAUUUGUAUAAAAGAUUAUUUAUUUUAAUAUUAUCAUAGAUCUGA